This is a messenger RNA of Saprolegnia diclina VS20, 1418 nucleotides long. RefSeq names its product Atypical/RIO/RIO2 protein kinase. The record is from RefSeq and is a predicted model, not a curated record. Lineage: Eukaryota; Oomycota; Saprolegniomycetes; Saprolegniales; Saprolegniaceae. The transcript is spliced from 3 exons. Bases 29 to 1357 code for a protein of 442 amino acids. Gene Ontology annotation, cellular component: nucleus; preribosome, small subunit precursor; cytosol. Gene Ontology annotation, biological process: protein phosphorylation; maturation of SSU-rRNA. Gene Ontology annotation, molecular function: protein serine/threonine kinase activity; ATP binding.
AGAAAAAGCCAAAACACGAAUUGCGAAGAUGAAGCUCGAUGUGACGGGGAUGCGGUACCUGACGAAGGACCACUUCAAGGUGCUCACGGCGGUCGAGCUCGGCAUGAAGAACCACGAGAUCGUGCCUGUCGAGCUCAUCUCGUCGAUCGCCAAGCUGCGCCACGGCGGCGUCAGCAAAAUCCUCUCGCACCUGCUCCGUAACAAGCUCAUUGCGCACGACGGUACGACGUACGACGGCUUCAAGCUCACGUACAUGGGCUACGACUUCCUCGCGCUCCGCGUCUUUAUGAAGCAUGGCCACAUCUCGGGCCUCGGCCGCCAGAUCGGCGUCGGCAAGGAGUCGGACAUCUACAUGGCCGUGCAGCCCGACGGCACCGAGGUCGCGAUCAAGUUUCACCGUCUCGGCCGCACGUCGUUCCGCGCUGUCAAGAACAAACGUGACUACCUCAAGACAAAGAAGCAAGUCAACUGGUUCUACCUCUCCAAGCUCUCGGCCAUGAAGGAGAACGCGUUCCUGCGCGCGUUGUACGAACGCGGGUUCCCGACGCCGACGCCGAUCGACGCCAACCGCCACGCGAUCGUCAUGAGCCUCGUCGACGGCUUCCCGCUCAACCAGGUGCGCCGCAUGGCCGACUCGAAGGAGGCGUACGACAACUGCAUGGACAUUGUCGUGCGCCUCGCCGAGUGCGGCCUCGUGCACUGCGACUUCAACGAGUUCAACAUUAUGAUGAACGACACGGGCAAGAUCACGAUGAUCGAUUUUCCCCAAAUGAUCUCGACGUCCCACUACAACGCCGAAGAGCUCUUCAACCGCGAUGUCCAAGGCCUCGUCAAGUUCUUCUCGCGCCUCCAGCACGGCUCGUAUGUGCCCGACGAAGUGCCCCAGCUCCAGGAUAUCGUCCGCGACGCGGAGAUGAACCUCGAUAUCGAGAUGGAGGCGAGUGGCUUCACCAAGCAGAUGGCCAAGGACAUGGAGACGAUCCAUGAGCUCACGGUCUCGAAAGACACGAUCCAUGAGGAUGGCCGGGAAGAUGAGGACGAGGACGACGAAGCAGCGGACGAGGAAGACGAUGAGCUCGACGAAGCCCUCGCGCGCGAACUGGAAGCUAAGAUUCAGGCGCUCAAGGGCGACGCGGCGCGGGACAGCGGUGCGGACGCUGCGUCGGACGAAGAGAACGACGACGAGUCGGAGGACGAAGAGGACAACGGCAAGUGGGCAACGCCGGUCGUCAGCGAAGACGUGCGCCUCAAGGUCAAGAAGGCAAUCGCCAAGCAGGCGUCCAAGGGCGGGAAGCGGACGCGCAACUCGUCCAAACUCAGCAUCAAGGGCAAGCUCGUGCACAAGGAAAUGUUUUAAUCGCUAGUAGAAAAUUUAAGGUUUCUUUAAUAAGUACAACAGAGUAGUAGUCAAUCUUGCG